CCUAUAUUUUUGGGCUUUGGGCCCACUCUCUCUCACUGACCCGUAUACCAAAGCCCUUUUGAUUUCCUUAAGUAAAUCUUAGGGUUUUUCUCUCUCUCUCUCUCUACCUCUUUCUUUCUCUCUCUACGUUUGUUCAUAGUCAGUAGCCAUGCCUCAGGGAGAUUAUAUAGAGCUGCAUACGAAGAGGUAUGGCCGUCGCCAUGAUCACUUCGAGCGUAAACGUAAGAAGGAAGCUCGUGAAGUUCACAAGCGAUCUCAAAUUGCUCAAAAGACAUUGGGUAUCAAGGGUAAGAUGCUUGCUAAGAAGCGGUAUGCUGAAAAGGCUCAGAUGAAGAAAACAUUGGCUAUGCAUGAAGAGUCAUCAGCCCGACGUAAGGUUGAUGAUGAUGUGCAUGAAGGUGCUGUCCCCGCAUAUCUGAUGGAUCGUGAAACUACCACAAGAGCCAAGAUUCUCAGCAACACAAUAAAGCAAAAGAGAAAAGAGAAAGCUGGAAAAUGGGAGGUGCCUCUGCCUAAGGUUAGGCCUGUGGCCGAGGAUGAGAUGUUCAGAGUGAUAAGAUCUGGCAAAAGGAAGACCAAGCAGUGGAAGAGAAUGGUUACAAAAGCCACCUUCGUUGGACAAGGGUUUACCAGGAAACCUCCAAAGUAUGAACGGUUCAUCCGCCCUUCUGGCUUACGUUUCACUAAAGCCCACGUGACGCACCCUGAACUUAAAUGUACGUUCAAUCUUGAGAUCAUUGGGGUGAAGAAAAAUCCUAAUGGUCCAAUGUAUACGUCACUAGGUGUUAUGACUAAAGGAACCAUCAUUGAGGUUAAUGUCAGUGAACUUGGUCUUGUCACUCCUGCUGGAAAAGUUGUUUGGGGGAAAUAUGCUCAAGUGACGAAUAAUCCUGAAAAUGACGGUUGUAUCAAUGCAGUUCUCCUCGUGUAGUUUUCUUAAGCUGUACCCUUCUUUGUUUAAAUCGAGUGCAUAACCAUAUGUAUCUCAUCGGUGCUGGUUGUAGAACAGGAGAGUAGAAAUGAAUACUGCAACUGUACCAUUAGCCAUUUAGCUUGGUACUUUAGCUGCGAUUUAGGUUUUUGUGGAUUUUAUGCUUUUCGCUUCCAUGUUUAUUGAAUUUCUUAAGGCCGAAUGUGGCAUGUAAGUUUGUUUACAAGGAAAAUCAAAGCCUCAUCUUGUUAUUAUUCA
Capsicum annuum is the source of this 1189-nucleotide messenger RNA. Its product is annotated as ribosome biogenesis protein NSA2 homolog. The record is from RefSeq and is a predicted model, not a curated record. The transcript has 9 exons. NCBI's taxonomy places the organism in Eukaryota, Viridiplantae, Streptophyta, Magnoliopsida, Solanales, Solanaceae. Gene Ontology annotation, cellular component: nucleolus; preribosome, large subunit precursor. Bases 149 to 931 code for a protein of 260 amino acids. Gene Ontology annotation, biological process: maturation of 5.8S rRNA; maturation of LSU-rRNA.